GAAGUGUUCAGAUUGAAACACGAAUUGGAACAGAAUUCUUGCUCUUCUUCUAGUAAAGCGAGUAGCUGCGGUGCGGGCCUUCUUGAGGAUCAAGGCCAACAGCUACAAGAAGAAACGACGAAGUACAACCCUAUCGUUCUGUACGGGACGCUUCCGCCCGAAGUGCGUCAGAAGCAGGUGCAGAAAUUCAACGAAAUUUGUGCGGAGUUUUACACAGCGAAAGUCCUAGGUAAAAAUGCGACACAAGAACCGAAACCUGGUUGUCGUUCUGCUGCUCGUGCUGCUACAUCAUCGCAAGAACAACACAACAUGAAAAUUCCUGUCCUCAUCGCAACUGAUUGUAUCGGGCUCGGGGUGAAUCUGAGGAUCAAACGGAUUUUGUUCUCUGCAACGUCAAAAUUCGACGGGAAUAAGAGGAGAAAGCUGUCGGAGGACGAGGUUAGGCAGAUCGCGGGG
Amoebophrya sp. A120 is the source of this 456-nucleotide messenger RNA. The record is from the annotation of a GenBank genome assembly. NCBI's taxonomy places the organism in Eukaryota, Dinophyceae, Syndiniales, Amoebophryaceae.